Molecule: messenger RNA, 7506 nt
Organism: Dermacentor andersoni
Lineage: Eukaryota; Metazoa; Arthropoda; Arachnida; Ixodida; Ixodidae
Gene: Unr
Product: cold shock domain-containing Unr
Molecular function (GO): nucleic acid binding
Source: RefSeq, a predicted model, not a curated record
CUAGCCACCGGAAAUGCCGAGACGGGCCCUGGCGGAUAAGAAGUAAACUUCGGGAGCCAACAUGGCGGCAUGUCGUCCGUGGUGUGCCGUGGAGAGCAAAGCUCACCACUAAAAUAAUCCAAAAAUUGAAGCAAAACUCCACCACCGAAAGGCACUCACACGACAGAUCUGGUCCGAUUGAUCCACAUUCCACGGAAGGAAAGAAAGUAAACCGAUUUCACCCUUUAUUAGUCUGAGAAGCUGCAAAAAAAAAAAGAGGAAAAGAACAGGUUAAAAACGGUGCCGCGUCGUCCACAAUUGGAAAGCUCAUCAAGCAGCAGCAGCAUCAGUUGUCGAAUUUUCCGGCCAAAAAAAAAAGCAAGUUUAAACAGUGCUCCAGUUUUUCCAUCAAGAAGUUUUCUCUCUCAAAGAAGGAAAGAAAGAAGAUACGCACUGGCAAGAAGUCCACGAACCUGCAUCGUUACAGCAUUGUAAACGCUAAGCCGCACAAAGCAAACACCGUUGCCUGUCUUGUCAGCUCCGGCAGGUUCCGCACACACCUCCUGGUGCCAUCAUGGCCAGCGCUAAGUGGCAGGCAUCUGGCGCUCAGCAGGGGGAAGACGAAGCCGGAGACCAGGCGUCAUCCGGUUCCCCCAGGCAAAACGGAAAGCAAGGGAAUGCGCAUAGGGAGGCCGGCAUUGUUGAAAAACUCCUGCACUCGUAUGGAUUCAUCCGGUGCUGCGAGCGGUCGGCGAGACUGUUCUUCCACUACAGCCAGUUCACGGGAAACAUUGAGCACCUGCGCAUAGGAGACCCGGUGGAGUUCGAGAUGACCAAUGACCGAAAAUCGGGAAAGCCCGUAGCCAGCGCCGUGGUUAAGAUAUCGUCCGAGGCCCUGUCCAGCGAGGUGCUUAGCGAUGAGGUGGCAACGGGCUUCAUCACGACCGAAGCCAAGGAUGGUGCCGAGGGCCGAGUGGCAUACGAGAGUCGCGGCGAGUGCUUCUUCCUGCCGUACACGGAAGAGGACAUCGAGGAGGGCUACACGCUCCACCAGAACGACAGCGUGCGGUUCUAUCUGGCCACCUGCAAGGAGACGGGUGCACCCUGUGCCAAGCGCGUGCGCCCCGAGAACGCCCCCGCCAAGGGCACUCCAGAAGCCCGGGGGGCACGCAAGAGCCUGCCGUCGCCAUCGCCGUCUGGACAGCGCAAGCAGGGCGUCGUCUGCGCCCUCAAGGACACGUUUGGCUUUAUUGAAAGGGGAGACGUCGUCAAGGAGAUCUUCUUUCACUCGAGCGAGUGCGGCGACUUUCGGGCCCUAUCGCUGGGCGAGGACGUGGAGUUCACUGUGCAACUUCGCAACGGCAAGGAGGUGGCAUGCAACAUCACGCGCCUGGCGCCCGGCACAGUGGUCUUCGAGGACGUUGACCCCGAGCUGCUCCAGGGCCGCGUGACAGUCGUGGCCGACAGGGGUCGGCCGUCACAGGCAGCCGCCGCUGAUCCUCUGCCGGGACGCAUUGUCUACACACAGGGCGAGGAAGAACUGGAGAUGCCUUAUGGUGAACGCGACCCAAAGUGCGAGUACUCCCUCCAAGUCGGCGACCAAGUCCAGUUCAGCAUCGCCACCGACCGCCGGGACGGCCUCCAGCGGGCCACCAACAUUGAAUUGCUCGACCAGACGUUUGCCAACGAGUCUCGACAAGUGGGUGUUGUGGCCACAGUGAAGGAAAGCUUUGGCUUUAUCAGCUGCCAGGAUCGCGACAGCCAGAUCUACUUCAAGACUUGCGAGCUGCUCGACCCGGACAUGACCUUGCAUCCGAGUGACGAGGUGGAGUUCACGGUGGCUCAAGAUCCUGCAUCUCCCAGUCGCUUUUUGGCAACACGCAUUCGCCGCCUGUGGUCCGUGUGUGAUGACCAAGACGGUCCUCGCACAAGGCGCUCGCUGUCGAAUGGUGACGGAUCUGCCGUCAACGGGGAUGAAUCCAAGAACUUGAGAAACAGGCAGGGAGAGUCUGGCAAAGCCCGCGGUGGGCGAAAUGGCUUCCGGUACACGCACCGUGGCUACAUAGCAGCCCUGAAGGAGAGCUUCGGCUUUAUUGAAAACGAAGAGCACAACCAGGACGUCUUCUUCCACUUCAGUGUUUUCGAGGGCAACCCGCAGACCCUAGAGCCCGGCCAGGAAGUGGAAUACGGCAUGGUGCUCAAGGGCACCAAGCGUAGUGCCGAGUGCGUGCGCAAGCUUCCCGCCGGCACACUGGCCGAUCCCGAGGAGGUCGUCAAGCCUGAAAUUCUCAACGGCACCGUCGAGCGGCCCGUGCGUUGCUUCAACCCGGAUCAGGAGCAGUACGCGGGACUCAUCCGCCUCACCAUCUCAGGGGAGAGCGCCGAGCCCACUCCCACCUACCCGUUUGGCAUCACCAGCCUGACGGACAAACACGAGCUGCUCCAGAAGAACGAUGUGGUGCAGUUCCAGGUGGCCACCACUGGAUCGGGUGUGGAACGUGCCGUCAACGUUGUGGCUGUGCGAGCUCGGGUUCAGGCUACGGUGGAAGCAAUCAAGGGCCAGUUCGGCUUCCUCUCUCACGAGGCCGAGGAGGGGCGCAAGCUGUUCUUCCACACAUCCGAGGUCAAGUCUGGUAACCACCUCCAGGUGGGCGACCGUGUCGAGUUUGUGGUUGUCUACAACCAGCGCACCAAGAAGUACGCCGCCUGCAGUGUCAUCAAAGUUGGUGAAUCACAGCCAACACAACGUCCGGAGCGUCUCGUGAGCCGGCUACGGACCCUCUCGACUGAGGACUCCGGUCCGCGCAUCAUCAUCGUUCGUCAACCCCGCGGUCCAGAUGGCACCAAUGGGUUUGCCAGCCGUGGAACGGAAGCGAACCCAACUGCAGCUGAAACACUCAUUGAAGAGUCCGAGGAGGCCGUGGAGUCUGAAGAAGGAGGGAAUGGAAAUUCUCAAGACGAAGCCGAGGACGUGGCCAAGCCUGAUGAAACUGAAGUUGCUGACAACACGCUCGGUGCUAUGGCUCCGGUGGAGGCUGAAGUCCAGGCCUAAAGAUAGGCCUAGUGAAGGAAGUCGAGAGACUUUUUUUCUCUGCUUUUUGUGUUCCCUAUUGGCUCUGGUGCCAGCAUCAUUCUCUUUUGGUGCAAAAAAACAAACAGUGGGUGCAACAAGACUUCAUAUUAUUUCCUUCUGCAUGCCGCCAUUUCUAGGUUUUGCGUUUGAGCGCAUCCCUGGCAAGUUCUUUUGCCCUUUUUUCUUUCCUCUGUCAGUUUAUGGAAAUGAAAAGAAAAAAGGAAGUGGCAAAUCUUAUGUAUUCUCUUGUUGAGUUGAGCAUGUAUGAUUGCGUGUGCUUGUGUGGGUGUGUCUUUUAUUUUUGUUUGCGUUUUUCUUCGGUAAGUUUCACGGGGCGCAAGUUUCAGCGAAACUUUGAAGUCUUUUUGGAAUUGAAGUUAGAAUCGUGAAGAAAAAAGAAACAGUGUGAUUGCUGUCUUGUGGCGUUUAAAGCAAUGGUGUAAGUGAUGUGCGCAUUUUUCUUCUCCACGGCUCCAUUUUUGUUUGUCUGAGGCCUUGUCUCGGCUCGGAUUCUGUCUUAUCAAAGAUUUUUCCCCUUUCCACCUGUUUCAAAGGUACAACUGUUCUGCAUGCUCGUUUUGAAACUUCGAAGUGGCACAGUUUGAAAGAGCCGAGGCAGUCCGUUCUGUUUUUGUUUUUUUCCACAUUUCAGCUGCACAAUUGGUACCGACUUGUGGGUGCCUGAAAUAUGUGAUUUCUUUUUUCUGUCGUGAUUUCACGCUUCUUUCUUUGGUCAGCUUUUAAUUUUUUUUUCUUUCACAUCCUAAAUGUUGACUUCGUUAAUCUUCCUUUUUCUGUGGUGGUCUGUAGGAGUCGCAGAACAAUUCCAAGUCUUUCUAUGUGUCUGUGCAUGCGUAUCCAAGCAACGAACGAUAAAAAAAAGUUUGAAAAAAUGUGCUGCUUGUUUUGAUCAAGCGCGAUAUUUCUUUCAAUUCCCGCCCCUCAUCAAAACGUGGUGUUCCACCGCGUAAACUCUUUGCCUCCACAACUGCGAUGCCACCCCAAUACCUUCUCAUGAAAGCAACGCCCUUUGGGGGUAAUACUCAAGGCAAUACAGCUGACUUUCUUUGUUCUCUGUUUUCACUAACCUUUAUUGUUUUGCCAAUAUGGUUAUGAGUUUUCUCUCUCUUCUGAAUAAAUGACUUGUGGUAAGCCCCCAUUUAAAUGCCUCUGUUCCAGUAUGGUAAUCAAUUGGAAAAGCCCCACAGUAUUGGCUUGCCAACUUCUGGCCAAUUAUUAACGAGGUUGUGUACUGGCAACAAAUUUAAAGCGAGAAAUAAGGAACAUAUAAGGCGACUACACUGAUGAUGAUUUUUGGCAAGCCCACGUUUAACUGCCUUGGUCCCAUUCUAAUUAUAGGCAGUGCCACACAAUAUUAUGUUGCCAUUCUGUAACAUUAUUUUUGGGAAACAGAUUCAAAGUGAAAGAAAAAAAUGAACGUAGAAAGCUGUUGCGUGGGUCAGUUCGUUUGUUUUCUAUUCCUGUGAUAACGUGCAACAAAAAUCUUGAAAUUGGCAGCGCUCUACUGGCAGUUUGGGUUACUUAGCAGUAUGAGUAGCAUUUUUAAUAUUGUGUGCCCUUAAGCAAUCGUGUGACACUCUUUCAUAGAAUUUGUUUUCUUGGUUGCAUUGAGGUGUGGGACCUUGCCGAGUAUUGGCACACCCAUCCAAUGUGCUGUGUGCCAGGCCAUUGUUGUCUUGGGGGAAAAUUUUGCAGCAGGAACGAGGGGUGAAUGACCUUGACUUCCAAAUAUUUCUGGUGCCUGUCUCAUGCACCGAUCAGUGUCUGUCUAUGUGCUCCUCUUGCUUCAAUUUCGAUGCUUAGUCAUCGAGAGUAUGGCGCUGUUGCGUGUUUAGAUUUUGUAUGCUUUGCUGCAUGAACGGAGGUGUUUUAAUUUCUGUAUUAAUUUCUUCAUAACCAUGCUACAACAUUAAAGCCUCCUUUUAGGACCUUUGGCUAUACAUCUUUUGCUUUAUCUGCUCUCGUUAAAUUUAUCUGUUCACUUUGCUGCCUCGAGAAGUUUUUGUUCUCUUGGAUGCAGUGGUGUAGAGCUAGGGGUAAAUUUUUGAUAUUGAAGUUACAGGUGGCUUUGGGACCUAUAUGUCGUGUUGUACCCUCCCCCAUUGGAACGAAAAUAUAGAACUGCACAUUUUUUCAAUUGGCAGCACUUCAGGAGUGUUGAGGCACUGUUUUGUAGCCUAGGAUUUACUCAGUACUAUGCUGGAAUGUCAGGGAAACAUCCUUGUGUGAAUUUUUUCUCAUUUUCUGAGUUUGCUGUAGUGUAUUGAUGUUUGUGUCACUGUUAAUUUCUUCUUCUGAUAUUUGCCUGAAUUUUGACAGGUUCUUCAGCAUCCUCUAUUUGAACUUAGUUUGACGACUCUGUUAUAUAUUGUGCUAUCAAUUGUUUCUUCGUAAGGCAUUUUUAGUCUUCGAGGCAUUCACAUGCUGAGCCGGGCAAACGCUCAUUGCAGAUUUUAUUACCACCUUUUUGUCUGUGUAGAACAUUUUAGCUCUGUCGGCGCUCGGCGAUGCCUGUUUGCAGAGUGGAGUUGAUGGAUGGAAGUGUUUAAAAAGUGCAUAUACUGUCUUUUAAUGUGGCACGGCGUUAUGCAAAUUAUAGGGGGCGCCCAAGUAGCUUUGGAAACUGGGCCACAAAUGUUGCAGUGUUGGGACAGUAUUGACAUGACGUUGGACUGGUGAUGCCCAGUAUUGUGCCAACACGCCUUUACACAGGACAUUUGUUGGCCUUGCUUCUGUGCUGCUAGGGCGGUGUUGGAAACAGCAACCCAUUACUGCCUUGUUGAUAUCAUGUCUAUAGUAUUGGAAUUGGAGUGUAUUCAGUUUUGGUGGGAAAAUAUCAUUUCUUCCUAAAGCUGUAUUUUAUGUGUAUGUGUGUGUGUGGUCUGUUUUUCUUUUUUCUUUUUCACAUUGCUGCUUUGAACGUUAUGGUACUUGGCUCUUUGAGUUGGCAUUUUCAAUUGUACACACAUUAGGAGAAGCGCUGCGAGUUUCAGUGCUGGCUGUAUCUUCUAACUUUAUUGCUGACCUUAAAUUUUUUUCGCAGUAUCGGUGUAGCAGAUUCUUUUUUUUUAUAUAUAUAUAUAUAUAUAUUUGUAUUCUAUCCCUACUGGAAAAGUUAUGUAUGCAUUGUAAUUACGUUUUCCCCAUUCCAAUCGGAAGUGAUACGGACUCCAUAUGACUUCCACAUACUUCUUGUAUGGGUAAUGCGGAAAACUUACUGAAUUAUGAGACUCAUAUCAAACUUUUUCAGCGGGGGCCUUAGUCAUUCAUUUGCUGUAGUCUGCAGACUUCUGCCAUUGGCAGCCAAGAUUGUCUGCAGUGAAUCAUUGUGGCUGAGUUUUGCCUUAUUUCUCGUACUUCCGCUGCAUGCUCUAAAUUAAUUUUCACUUUCAGAGCAUAGCAUCUGUUUUGAAAAAUCCGUUUGCAUUCUCAAAAAUUUUUUUUGCGUUGCUUACGUGUAAAGAAUGCACAGUUAACUGUAGAGUCUGGCAUUCUUUGUAGGAGCAACACGGGAAGUAAUAAAUUAAGAGAACGUCUAUCGAAUUUUAUCUGUAAGGGCAGGUGUGUUCAGAAAGAAGUCUGUCCCGAUUGCGUACAGAAAUCGUAUUUUUGGAAGUUCGACAUGCACACUUGAACGAAGCUUUGUAAAUUUUGAAUGAAGAGCUGUCUGCUUUGCGCGCCUACAGUAUCACUUGAAUGUGUCGAAAAACUUGGAUGGUCUGAAAGGAACGUAUGAAAAAAGUUUCGCCAAGAGUUUGUGCAACACUUCGAAAAAUCGCAUACUGUUCCCCAGUGCAUUGCUGUCAAGACUGUUCAUGUGUUCCACAUGAACACCGUGUGGAGGUGUACUGUCUAAAUGCUCUCCUGUUCUCUUCUUUUAAAUCUUUUAAAUGUUUUUUUUUUCCACAUGUUGCGAGAGUGUUUAAAUACGUGCUGCUCAAAAUCAAAUGAAGGAGUCUUCUUUUUCUUGGAUACAAUUGCCUUUGGUAGCGGAAAGUCAGUCUCAUCAAAAAAAUUUGUCAUUGAAUUACCGGUCGCCAGUUCACUAGCUGUGUCAGUAAGGUUCCUUUCCCAACGCUUGGUCGAUGCAGGCACGGCCAUAUUGUACCAGCAAAUGCAAGCGGCCACAAAGUGUGAUGUGAAAGAAGCGACUACUUUAUAUAAAGGGCUGAGGAAAGGGGAUUACUAAUGAAUUUGUCCCGCUUUUUUUUUUCUCCCCGCCAUACUUAUCCGAGACAAAUCUGGUCCAACGGAGCUCAGAGAAAUUGUGGAAGGGGUCAUCUGUGGUUCAAAUCAAGGAUGUCUCGUCCCUCCCAAUUUUGAAGGAGCCCUCUUUAUUCUUUGUCCAGUGUUUCUAAAUGCUGUGGUCUUGUCAGAUCGCAUGCAAGAAGAGUCUUUGUAUGGGAAGACAUUAAAGAAGUGUUUCUAGCCAA